Nicotiana tabacum (common tobacco) is the source of this 2603-nucleotide messenger RNA. The record is from RefSeq and is a predicted model, not a curated record. NCBI's taxonomy places the organism in Eukaryota, Viridiplantae, Streptophyta, Magnoliopsida, Solanales, Solanaceae.
GAACGGACCCCCUCACCGCCGCCCCUCUCUUUCUUUUCUCUCUAUCACAAUUCACACAAGCUCAUUCUCACCUCACCCUCAUCUGAAUUCACUGAUUUUCCUUUUAAAAAGGCUGUGGAGAAGUUGCAUCUGUUUCUGCUUGAUUCUAGAGAAUUUCUUUAUUAUUUCUGGGUUUUUGGCAAGCCGAUUUGGUCUGCAAUUCUGCUGUUAGCUGUUGGAAUCAUUGCUGAGCUCUAGUUGAGGCCAUUUCUGACCUUUAUUUCGUCUGUUCCCUAGUGUUUUCUCAGCUUUGAACUGAGAAACCAUUUUUGGUGCAUUGCAAAAGAAUUCUAGCACCACUGAUUCAGGAGUGACAGGGUGUUGUUAAAGCUGUUGAGCUUGAUUUAAGUUUCAAGAAAGAGAAGCUCGCUUCUGUAGGGACCAAGAAAGAAAGAGAUAAGGCAAAGAUGGAAACUAAAGAACCCACAGGAAGUGAAGAUCGUGAUCUCAAGAGAAAGAAAGAAAGAGGUGCUGGAAAACAGCCUUAGAAGUCCAGUAAAGACAGGUGUGAGAAUGCUGUUAAAAAUGUUGUGAAGAAGAAAAAUACAUUGAAGAAUGAGCGGAAUACAAUGCAUGAUGCACUUGUAGACACCAAAACAAUUGCUCAUAAAAGUGCAAGUGAUACACAUGACAGUGAGGUGGUUGAGACACUCAGCGAGGGCUCUGGUGGAAAUGUUAUAGCCGAGGAGAAGAGGAAGAAAAGGAAAAAGGAAAAGAGGAACAAAGAGGAUGGACAGGUAGAUAUUGCGUCUGGAGUCAAUCAAGGUGAUGUUUCAACCAUAGAAGAGAUAGAAAAUAGCAAAAUAGAUGAUGCUAACAUCAGAAAGAGGAAAAAGACAAAAGGACACAAUUGUAAAGAUCUUACACAUGGAAAGAGUGAAAAAAGAGAGAUUUUCAGGUGAUGUUCAGGUUUUUUCUCCAUCCGAUGAUCCAAGUGAUGAGAAGCAUGGAAUUAACCAAGAAAAAUUACUGUGCGGCAAAUGGUUCACAAAAGAAGAAGAUGAAAUUGUCAAAGAUGCUGUUUAUAGAUACAUCGAGGUACAUAACUUGGGUGGAGACGGGUUGCAAAAAGUGUUGGACUCUAAAUUUAUUCCUGAAUUAAGGGGCUGCUGGAAAAAGAUAGGGAAGGCUAUACCAUACAGGCCUUAUAUAGCAGUUUAUAAACGUGCACAACGUUUGUUUAGAAUGGGUGAGAAGGGUAAAUGGACUGAAGAAAAGUAUGAGAUGGUACGAAAGUUCUAUGGAGAACAUGGGCCCAAGUGGAAGAUCUUGGCUGAUGAACUUGGGAAAGAUAGGGUACAUGUGGGAAAUGCAUGGCAUAGGAUAAAACUGGACAAUCUCAAAAAAGGAAAUUGGGCUCAGGAGGAGAUCCAAAAUUUGUUUGAAUUGGUGAACGCUAAUCUGCAACUGAAGCUUUUUGAAGAGAAGAAAUCUAAGCAUGGGAUGUUACGGGAUAAUAUUUGCUGGAGUGAAAUUAGUGACAAAUUGUCCACCAGGAUUGCUCUAAAUUGCUGCAACAAAUGGUACAGACAAUUAACAUCACCGAUGGUGGCUGCAGGUGAAUGGGCAGAUACUGAUGACUAUCGCCUAAUUGAUGCCCUUUUUGAACUGGAUGCAAGCUGCAUAGAGGACGUGGAUUGGGACAAUCUUCUUGACCACAUGAGUGGAGAGUUGUGUCGAAAAAGAUGGAACCAAAUGGUUCGUCAGCUAAGUCAACAUGAAAGUAAGUCAUUUGCUGUACAAGUAGAAGUGUUAGCUAAGAGAUACCGCCCGGAUUUGGUUGGAGCGAGGGAGGCUUGGGAUAGAAAACCAGUUGGCCCAUGAUAUACCCAUCAUUCAGCAUGGACAUUCACAUUUCUGUAGAGUAGAUGCUCAGGGAACAUGUAUUCUAAGGCAGAUCCAGGUGUUUGAAUCAGUAGGUGGGGUAUUCUGUACCCUUUACUUAGCAAUCAGUUUGAAGCUAGCUUAGAAAUAUUUUUUUAAAAUUUAUUCAACUUUAUAUAGGUCAAAUCGACUUCAUCGAGUGCAGGCAGUCUGUACAGAUCAGUCACUGAAUGGACUGUUGUCUACAAACUUCCGCCGCUCUUUUUUCCUCUUUUUUUUUUGUUGGGUCUUUUUCCCUCUUUGUUAAUGUAAUUUGAAAGGUUUAUGUAACAUCUACAAUGCUAGCUACUCGGUACCUAUGCUGGUAGGAUGUAUGCCCGUGAAAUUAAUUGAGGUGCAUGCAAGCUGACUCACUCCAUCGUUAUUAAACAUAAGAAAACACGCAUGUUUUGGAAGAAAGGAGGGUUCUCACAGUUUGAUGUUGAUAAAUGAUCUAUUGUGUUAAGAGGUCAAUCUAUUCCUACUGCAGUCUGCAACUAUAGAUGACAGAAUAGUAUUAGCACAACUCCCACUCUUAUAUCCAAGUAUUGAUCGAAGCAAUUUCAAGAAAAGGUCUUUCAACUGAGCUGCAAAGUGAAUCACUUUCCUUUGAUUAGUUGUACAUGAGAUAAUGUCUUCUAAUCAAGAUUGAUAAAUGACUUGUAUUCCUGAUUUUAUAUGAUGCUCUUUCCUUUUAAGUU